AUGGAGUCACCUGUAGUUUUGGAUAAGCCGCCUGAAUAUCGUUAUGAGCGCGGUUUCCCGUUUGAUGAGGAGGAAGGCAGCGGAGCGUGGAGCGAACUCGCGUCCCGGCAUCCGGAUAUAGCGGCGCGCCUGAGACAGCGGCCGGCCACCUGGGCCAGGAAACGACGACCGUCGAGUCAGGACGGCAUUGAUGGUGUUGUAAAAAAACGUUUCGUUAUUGCAGAUACAGCCGACUUCGGUGGAUUUGACAGAUUCCCAUUUGACGAUAUACCGCCAGAGUUUAGAGAACACUUCCCUUCACAUUGGAACAGGAGAUUUGGUCCCAGAGACGAGCAGUUUCAGCCAGAACCACAAACUCAUCAGCCACAAUCGCCAUCGCAACAGACAGCGGCCACACAGACUGAACAAGACGUAGGAUCUCCAACAGAGGAACAGGUUCCCUUGCCACAAUACGGUUUAAGAAAUACUGUCGAUCUAGGACAGAAGAGUGCGACUGACCCCAGUGUAGUUGAUGCAGACGAGAGGACUCAGAGGUCAAUGUCAGCACCUCCCGACCAUCGCACUGUGAAUCAGAACAGCCACAAGAUGAGCGGUCAGAAUCAACAGGAUCAACAUCAUCCACAGUCUGAGCAGUCUUCUAAUGUCAGACACAUACCAAUAUUUGUAGAGGGCAGAGAUGAACCAGUAAUAAAUAAAAAUGUAGAUCAUGGAACUCAUUUCGCUGAUACAAAGCCUACAUACGUGCCUCCCCCACAGCCACAUAUCGAUAGAGAAAACUAUUUCGCAGAUGAUGGGCCCGUAGGGUUCCCAUUCGCAAAGAGCUUUGAGAGACCAUUCUUUAGACAAUCAGCUCAACCGUUCUCAAAACAGAAGAUGUACCCUCAGUCUGCAUUCGCUCGCGGCGCCUCACCUCAGAGAUCCCAGUCACCGAAGCCACAGAAUUAUCAGGAGCAGACUUCACCCAAAGCUGAAACUCCGUCCAGGCAACAACAGAAACCAUCUCCCCAACAGAGGCAGGCUCCUCAACAGAAGGCGACACCGCCUCAGCAACGCGCCACUUCACCGCAGGCUCCCCCUCCCUGUAACCAGAAUCAACCUCCUCCCCAGUGCAACCAAACACCACCACCUCCCCCACAAGCUCCUCCAGCCAAUGACCCCAUUUCCCAGAUUCUCAGUAUUCAGACUGACGUCCUGAACCUAAUGACAGAAGUCGAAAACUUUAAAGGGGCCAAAAACGACAAACAAUACCUAUUCCUAGAUGAGAUGUUAACAAGGAACCUAAUCAAAUUAGAUAAUAUAGAAACAGAAGGAAAAGAAAACAUAAGGCUGGCUAGAAAAGAGGCGAUCAAAUGUAUACAGAAAUGCAUAGCUGUCCUCGAAGCGAAGGCCGAGAGCAAUGCUGCCGCUGCUAAAGCUGCCAACCAAGCUCAAGAUGUUGAAAUGAAUAAUCCUGAAAAACCAAAUGUUCAAAAUGGUGAUGUCGAAAUGAAAGAAACAACCAAAGAAGAAGCAGUAGCAGAGCCUCAACCAGAACCACCAACACCUGCUCCGGAGGCACAAGUACAAAACGAGGAAGAGAUUAAAAUAGAACAAAAACCUUCAGAGGAAAAGAAAGAAGAAGUGCAACCUGAGAAGGUAAAGGAACCUGAGGAACAACCACAAGCAGCCGACACGCGACCCGAAGAACCUAAAGAACAAGACACAAAGCAACCAGAACCAGUACCCACUGAAAACGUGAAGAAAACCACCCCUAAGAAAACUGUAAAGAAACGCGAUAAAAGUAAAGAGAACAAGGAAAAGAAAAACGAAGAAGUCCUAGAACAGAAAAAAGAUGCGGAAAGUGAAAAGGAAAAGGAAGAAAAACAGACCGAGGAAAUAAAAGAAAACGUUGAAAAUAUAGAAAAGGACGCUAAAGAAAAUGUUGUCAAAAGUGAUGACAACAAAGAGAACGUAGAAACGAUGCAAAUUGACUCCAAGGGUGAUUCAGAAAAGGCUAAUUCUCAAGAAAUGGAAGUGGACGCUGUCGCUAGUCAAUAA
Messenger RNA from Danaus chrysippus (African queen), 2037 nucleotides. Lineage: Eukaryota; Metazoa; Arthropoda; Insecta; Lepidoptera; Nymphalidae. The record is from the annotation of a GenBank genome assembly.